This is a messenger RNA of Nelumbo nucifera (sacred lotus), 611 nucleotides long. RefSeq names its product early nodulin-93-like. Lineage: Eukaryota; Viridiplantae; Streptophyta; Magnoliopsida; Proteales; Nelumbonaceae. The record is from RefSeq and is a predicted model, not a curated record.
UAAAUAAUCAACCUCAGACUUCUCAACUUCAUGCACUUACCCAUUUUCAAAAACGCUAACACCUUCAUUCAUAUAUAGAUAAAUUUAUUGUCACAUUAAUUCUUUCUCGGCAUUCUGCUUCUAUCAUGGCGAAAAAUGUGGCUCAUUCCCCUCUAGAGAGAAAUAGUCUGGCUUCACUGGACCAGAAACUUUCCAUGGCGAAGCGUUGUGGUCUUGAGGGCGUUGUCGCCGGGGCAAAAGCGGCCGUUGUGGCGACUAUUGCUACUGCAAUUCCUACUUUUGCUAGUGUGAGGUCGCUUCCUUGGGCCAGAGCUAACCUCAACCCCACCGCUCAAGCUCUCAUCAUCUCUACAGUGGCCGGUUCAGCAUACUUUAUAGUUGCAGACAAGACUGUUUUGGCCACUGCAAGGAGGAACUCAUUCAAGGGAUACCAACCCUGACUUAGCUUUGUGGUUGGAAGCUUGGAGUCGAAACGUCUUCCAGAUUUUCUCUCUUUUACUUGGUUAGAUUAGAAAAUUGUAACGGGUUGCUUUGUUGCAUGUAAAUCUAAGGUCUAUGUAAUGGGUUUCACAUUUUGCAAUGUUAUCACUACUCUGUAUUAUCUUCUAUUA